ACAAAAAAUAAAUAAUAAAUAAUGCAACAAUUCGAAAUUCCAAAAACCUUUAAGGCAGCCUAGUUAGUGGAGUACGGAAAGGACCUCCAGAUCGCUGAAAUUGAAACUCCUUAACUAUUAGAAGGAUAAGUUUUGAUAAAGGUCGAAGCAGCACCAGUCAAUCCAUCAGAUCUAGCAUUAAAUGAUGGACAUUAUCCCUCUGGAAAAGUAUUGCCAGCAGUCCCAGGAAUAGAGGGAUCAGGAGUCGUAGUUCAAUUGGGGUAUUUUCUAUUGAUAUAUCUAAUAGACCAAAUGUAGAAAACGUGAAAGUGGGCACUAAGGUUGCAUUUAAUGCUUAUACCAACUAUGGUAGCUACGGCCAGUAUUCUGUGACUACCAAUCAACAAAUAAUCCCAUUAGAUGAUGAUAUAUCUUUUGAAAGCGGAGCUUCAUCUAUCGUCAACCCUGUCACAGUCAUACUCAUGUUGAUCGAAGCUUAGGAAUUAGGAGCCAAGGCCGUAGUUCACACUGCUGCAGGCUCAGCCUUAGGCAGAAUGUUAGUCAAAUAUUUCUAAGAAUCAGGAAUCGAUGUCAUAAAUGUAGUGAGAAGACAAGAGUAGGUUGAUCUUCUCUAAAAGGAAGGUGCCAAACAUGUCUUAAAUCAAACAUCAGAAACCUUCUUAAAAGAUUUAAAAGCCUUGGCCCAUUAAUUGAAGUAAUAGUUCUCAUCUUAUCAUUUUAGUGCUACUGUCUUUUUUGAUGCCAUUGGUGGAGGUCUUACAGGUGAGAUACUCAGCUAAUUACCUAAUAAAUCAACUGCUCUAGUUUAUGGAUUACUAUCAGGACAACCAAUUGCCAAUAUUACAGCAUAUGAUUUACUUUUCUAGAGUAAAACUGUCAAAGGGUUCUUAUUGUAUACUUCCAUUCACAAGUUUAACCCAUUUGCCGACGAAAAUGCCAAAAAGAAAUUGAAUGCUUUACUCAAGACAACAUUAACAACAGAAUAUGCUAAACAAUACCCAUUGGAGAAUAUUAACGAAGGCAUAUAAUUUUACAAAUAGAAUCAGACAUCAGGGAAGAUCUUAGUGAGACCACAUUAAUGAAAUCAUAAAUAUAAUAAAAACUAAUUGAACA
Messenger RNA from Paramecium octaurelia, 1113 nucleotides. NCBI's taxonomy places the organism in Eukaryota, Ciliophora, Oligohymenophorea, Peniculida, Parameciidae. The record is from the annotation of a GenBank genome assembly.